This is a messenger RNA of Funneliformis geosporum, 554 nucleotides long. The record is from the annotation of a GenBank genome assembly. Lineage: Eukaryota; Fungi; Glomeromycota; Glomeromycetes; Glomerales; Glomeraceae.
CAAAAAAAUUAAAUAAUUUUAUAUCAAGUCGUGAUAAAUAUCGUAAUUUAUUAAAAGCAACAUUUUGUGAGAUAAAUUCAAAUGAAACAAAUAUUCGUAUUUUGGAUCCAAUCGCAUCUGAUACAGAAACGCGUUGGAAUAGCGCUUUCUUUUUAUUGGAACAACUUAUUUAUUUUCAUAAUACACUAUCUGCAUUGGCUGAUAAGCUUGUUUUAGAUUCUGAUAGGUCUACUCGUAUUGAUGAUGCAACUAAUCUUACAUCAGUAUGUAAUGAAAUUCUAGCCUCUUUAUCUAGACGUUGGGAUAUUCCUGAUGAAUUGGGUUGUAUUGCAAGUUUUUUGGAUCCUAGAUUCAAAUUUUUAUAUUUUUUAUCAGAAGAACAAAUAGAAAGUACUAAACAAAGUUUAAAAACACGAAUUGAAUUAUUAGAAACACCUGCCUCAAUAUUAACUACUCUCCACUUAAAUAAAAUUUAUCUUUAUUUACAAAUUCCUGCUCUUCCUGUAGUAGCUUUAAAUCACCCUCAUUAUAAUCUUUAUGAUCCUUUAAAAUAG